AACGAGUGCGUUGAUAACUUGAUAACUUGAUGGUACUAAAAAACCAAUGCGAAAUACUAAACGUAGACAGAGCGAUUAGAAUUUAGGAAUCAGCGCGAUAGCGCGUGUUUAAUAGCCUGAUAGCUACAGUAGUAGAGUGCUCCCGGAAUUUAAGCAAAAUAUACAAUAAAAAACGUUUGUAAUAUAAUAUAUCGGCAUUCCAAAUACGAAGGCCGCGCAACGAUUGCUUAAAACUAGCUGACCGUAAUUGAGAACGUUGAGAACGUGGAGAACAUCGAUUUUAGUUGCGCGUUUUUGCUGUGUGUAGGACGCUUCGUGUGACUAGACGGAACACCUAAUUGCUAUUUAUAGCAUACAACUUAUAUUAACUGUAUUGUUACUUGCCAAGCAUUAUGACGCGUGCAGAGAUUUUUAUCGGGACCAUUAUUAAUCCGUCUAAGGAUAAAAUCAGUAUUGAUGUGAUAGAGAAUGGAUUUAUCAUCGUUAACGAUUCAAAGAUUGUAGGUCUGGGACAACAUAAAGACUUGGAAAAUACAUUGUCAACUAUUCCAGAACUCAGCACAAUUUACGUGCCAAGAGUUACACUCAAAAAGAAUCAAUUUCUUAUCCCUGGAUUCAUUGAUACGCACAUCCACGCUCCACAAUACCCAAAUGCUGGUCUUGGCUAUGAUGAGCCCUUACUAGAAUGGCUUAAUAAGUACACCUAUAAUUUAGAGAGCAAAUACAGUGAUUUAAAGUUUUCUGAAAAAGUUUACAAUGCUGUUGUGAACAAAACAUUGAGUUAUGGAACAACAACAGCCUGCUACUUUGCGUCUAUGUUCAAAGACAGCAGUUUGGUCCUUGUCAAUGCAGCAAUCGAUCAAGGACAACGUGCAUUCAUUGGUAAAAUCAAUAUGAUUCGAUUGGCUCCAGAUAACUAUGUAGAAACAGCAGUUGACAGUCUCAAUCACACUGUGGAGUUUAUUGAAACAGUAAUUGCAAAAGGAAGUGAUUUGGUUCAACCUGUAAUAACGCCUAGGUUUGCCCUGAGUGUUGACGCAAAAUUGAUGAGUCAAUUAGGAUUGCUUGCACAAAAGUACAACUUGGUUAUUCAGACACAUAUAUCUGAAAAUGUUGAUGAAGUCGAAAUGGUGCAUGACAUGUAUAAUGGAAGUUCAUAUGCGGAUGUUUACAACGCUGCUGGGUUGUUGACUAAAAAAACAGUAUUAGCUCAUGGUGUCUAUUUGACUGAAGAAGAGAGAACACUUCUUGCGGCAAAAGGAACAUCAAUUUCCCAUUGUCCUAAUUCCAAUACUAGGUUAAAAUCAGGGUUAUGUGAUGUCAGAAAGUUACAGGAGAGUGGAAUUAAUAUUGGACUAGGAACUGAUGUCGCUGGCGGAGCUUCAGCUUCCAUUAUUGACGCAAUGCGUUGCGCCAUUGAUACCUCAACGCAUUUAACACACAUGAUAAAAGAUUCCAAACCAAUCACGUAUUACGAAGCGUUUUAUAUGGCUACAAUGGGUGGUGCUAUUGCACUUGAUAUCAGUGAUAAAGUUGGAAGUCUUGAGGUUGGUAAAGAUUUCGAUGCUUUAAUCGUCGACAUGGACGUCCCCGAUUCUUCAGCGCAUCUUUUAGAAGAUUAUGCUGCUGAUGAAUUGCUACAAAAGUUUGUCUUUCUUGGAGAUGAUCGAAACGUGCAAAGUGUUUAUGUUGCUGGCAAAAAAGUAAAGUAAAAUUCAACUACGCCCUGACUUUCUGCUUUGAAGAAAUAGUUAUUGGAUUGUCCGCUGGAGGGCGCUACCAGUAUCAUAAGUUGUGUUAAUAUUUUAUAUAUAGUGUGAUGCAGGCUGCUAGAUGGCGCUGCCAGUACUAUUAAGUUAAUUUAAUAUUUUAUUUAUACUGUAACAGCUCGGUGAAAGAAUAUUUCCACUUGAUUUAAGCGGU
Messenger RNA from Dalotia coriaria, 1923 nucleotides. RefSeq names its product guanine deaminase (gene DhpD). Gene Ontology annotation, molecular function: guanine deaminase activity; zinc ion binding. The record is from RefSeq and is a predicted model, not a curated record. Gene Ontology annotation, cellular component: cytosol. The transcript is spliced from 7 exons. Lineage: Eukaryota; Metazoa; Arthropoda; Insecta; Coleoptera; Staphylinidae. Gene Ontology annotation, biological process: guanine catabolic process. The coding region runs from base 393 to 1712 and encodes 439 amino acids.